AUGUUUUUUGGUGUUCUAUUAUUCCUAAUCAACGCUCACACGAUUUUUGCAAAGUCUGAUGGGUACGCUCCCGUGAAAGUCAAGUGUCCCGGUGGAAAACUAGGUAGAUUUGCUUCACCUGGACUCAAUGAGAAUGAAAUAGCUUACAUGCAGUCAAGAUACCCAAUCGCCAAAAAAAAUUUAGCAGACUAUCUACACUCUGCCGUGCUAGAUGACUUUGAGGUAAAUUCCUUUUUGGAUAGGGCUAGUCCUACAAUCGGUAUCGCAUUUUCGGGAGGAGGAUAUCGGGCAUUGUUAACAGGAGCAGGAGAGUAUGCUGCAUUGGAUGCAAGAACACAUAUUUUACAAGGAGCUGGUCUCGGAGGAAUAUUGCAAUCAAGUAGCUAUAUAUCUGGAUUAUCCGGUGGUGCAUGGUUAGUCGGAUCCGUGGUGAGCAACGAUUUGAUCAGCAUUGACGAGCUCAUUCACAAUAAUACAUUGUGGCAAACCACAAAUUCAAUCUUGAACUAUUUUGGUGAUAAUAUCGUUGACCAAUUACUUAUGUGGAUUGAUAUAGGGGAACAAGUAAGGGCAAAACAAGAAGCUGGAUUUAGUAUUAGUAUUACCGAUAUAUGGGGUCGAGCUUUAAGCUACCAGUUGUUGACCAAUAAAAAGGAUUAUGGAGCUGAGUACCGAUUUAGUGAUGUUAUGAAUGAGACAAAUUUUCGCAACUAUUAUGCACCGUUUCCUAUAUUGUUAGCAGUAGGUAGAGUGCCCGACACCACCAUUAUUAAUCUAAACAGUACUGUAUUUUCAUUCACUCCAUUUGAGGUGGGAAGCGAAUCACCCUAUUUGAACUCGUUUGUGGGAACAGGGUCAAUUGGAACAUUAUUAGAUAAUGGGUAUCCUCAGAACUCGACUUGUAUUAAAGGGUUUGAUAAUGCGGGAUUUUUCAUGGGAACUUCCUCCUCUUUGUUCAAUGCGAUCAUUCUAUCAAUUGAUAACACCACAUUACCAGAAUUUCUCAAAGACUUUAUCAAUGGAUACAUACUUGACCCUAUUGUCAAGUCAAACAUAGAUGUGGCAAAAUACAAUCCAAACCCAUUUUACCAGAGUCAAGGUCCACAAACCCCAAUCGAAGCAUCGAAAACUUUAUACUUGGUGGAUGGAGGUGAAGAUGGGCAAAAUAUUCCCCUUGAACCUCUCUUGAAAAGAAACGUGAGUGUUGUCUUUGCAUUCGACAAUUCUGCUGACAUCGAUGGUUUGCCAGAUGGUACAAGCAUGGUAAAAACGUAUGAACGCCAAUUUUCCAUAGCUGGAGAAAACACGCCAUUUCCUUACGUGCCGGAUCAAAAUUCGUUUCUCAAGUUAAACCUUACGUCUAGACCAACUUUCCUUGGUUGCAAUGCCAGUAACCUAACUGCAUUGACUCCGAACAUUUUUGAUGUUCCACUAAUAAUUUAUAUUGCCAAUAAACCUUAUUCAUUUGCAUCCAAUACUUCCACGUUCAAGUUGCUGUACAGCAUGUCCAAUAGAAAUUCCAUGAUCACUAAUGGUUUCGAAAUUGCGUCAAUGUUGAAUGGAACAUUAGAUGAGGAAUGGAAGGCUUGUGUGGGGUGUGCAAUAAUCAGACGUGAACAAGAGAAGAUGGGUCUUGAGCAAACUAAGCAAUGUAGUCUCUGUUUUGAGAGAUAUUGCUGGAAUGGUACAAUUCAUGAAGAGAAGCCACUGAAUUACACCUGUUCUUAG
Messenger RNA from Lodderomyces orthopsilosis Co 90-125, 1728 nucleotides. RefSeq lists its product as uncharacterized. Bases 1 to 1728 code for a protein of 575 amino acids. Gene Ontology annotation, biological process: glycerophospholipid catabolic process. NCBI's taxonomy places the organism in Eukaryota, Fungi, Ascomycota, Pichiomycetes, Serinales, Debaryomycetaceae. Gene Ontology annotation, molecular function: A2-type glycerophospholipase activity. The transcript has a single exon. The record is from RefSeq and is a predicted model, not a curated record. Gene Ontology annotation, cellular component: cytosol; intracellular membrane-bounded organelle; extracellular region.